AUGGCGGAAGGGAACACGCCAACAGAAGGAUCAUGCACUUUUUUAUUCAAAAAAUCUACAAAGAAAUUUUCGGGACGAAAAAGAAAGACCAGUGACAGCGAUAAAGAUGCAGACAGUGAUGAAGAAGAGACCAGCUCUGUGGUCAGAAGAGAUAGGAAAGAGAAGCGAGUAAACCCGAUGAUUCAAAAGUCCAAGAAAGUGGAGAAAGAAGCAGUCUCAUCCAGUGAUAGUGAGAACGACAAGGAAGACAAGAUCACCAUCUCCUACAAGUCUAAACGCUCAGCAAAACCAGAGGGCCCAGAGGACAUGGGCGCCACAGCAACAUACCAGCUGGACACGGAGCGUGACAAGGAUGCUCAGGCCAUCUUUGAGAGGAGCCAGAAAAUUCAAGAGGAACGGACGGGCAAGGAGGAUGAUAAAAUCUACCGUGGCAUCAACAAUUACCAGAAAUUUAUUAAACCCAAAGAUACCACCAUGGGCAACGCGUCCUCUGGCAUGGUCCGGAAAGGACCCAUUCGAGCCCCGGAGCACCUGCGAGCAACCGUCAGGUGGGACUACCAGCCAGACAUCUGCAAGGAUUACAAGGAGACUGGAUUCUGUGGCUUUGGGGACAGCUGCAAGUUUCUCCACGACCGAUCGGACUACAAACACGGCUGGCAGAUCGAGAGGGAACUGGAAGAGGGUCGAUACGGUGCUAAUGAUGAUGAAAACUAUGAGGUGAGCAGCGAUGAGGAGGACUUGCCAUUCAAGUGUUUCAUUUGCAGGGACUCCUACAAAAAUCCCAUCGUCACAAAGUGUCGCCAUUACUUUUGCGAGACUUGCGCCCUUCAGCACUACCGCAAGUCCAAGCGCUGCUAUGUGUGCAACACUCAGACGAACGGUGUCUUCAACCCAGCUAAGGACUUGCUGGCCAAAAUAGAGAAACGCAAAGCUGCUGCUGACCUGCCACCGUCCGAUAAUGAGGACGACUGA
Messenger RNA from Nerophis lumbriciformis (worm pipefish), 972 nucleotides. The record is from RefSeq and is a predicted model, not a curated record. NCBI's taxonomy places the organism in Eukaryota, Metazoa, Chordata, Actinopteri, Syngnathiformes, Syngnathidae.